CUUAAGGAUGUUUUAGCUGAGUGGCGAUCAUGGGAGCUGUAACAUUCUCUCUGUUGCAGCCGAAGUAGCAAGGCUCUUUGCUCCAUACAACAACAACAACAACAACAACAACAACAACAACAACAACAACAACAACAACAACAACAACAACAGCGGCGGCGGCGCCAGGAGACGGCCAGCACGGAGCCAAGUCAUCCGAAGAAGCUACACACACACUUUCUGUUGUUUGGCUGACAACAAGCUGAUAAAGUUCCAAGCAUUCAGCUUAAAGCAGACCUUCUUGCUUCAGGACUUGGAGAACAAAGGGUGAUCUUUUCAGGAAAUGACAACGAUCCCAUGGUUGUAACAAAUAAACUGAUGGAGGUGUUUCCAAAGCUGCAAGAAGGGGGAGGCUUUGAGUUUCUAAAAAUUGCAGGAUCUACUCGCAGUCGAAAUCUUGGACUUCUUCAAUGUCCCAGCACAGGAUACACCCUUGCCUAUCUAAAAGAUCCAUCUACAACAAUUGGACAGGCUACAAUUUACAUACGACCACUUCAACAGGACCUACCCAUUGAUUCAGUAUGGAAAUUUACACUGUCACCAUUUGAUACAUAGUUAAAAUAAAUUGCACUGUGGAGUUUUAAUCAAUACUUAACAGAUUUGUUGUUCUUAGGAAAGCUCGGGACAUGCCUCUGGUCCAGCCAUCUCAUGUAUCACUUGUCAGAAGGAGGUUCCCUUCUCUGAAAUGAAACUGCACCGAGCUAACUGUGAUGGACUGGAAGAUUAUUAAAGAACCAACUCUGGCUGCCCAAGUUUUCAAAGAUAAUCUACUAAGUGAACAUGCAACUGGGAAGCCUCUUCAACUGAAAAUGGAUGUAAGGGAGAGUGAGGAGGACAGGGAACGGGCACUUCUCUCAUUCUAUAAACAGCAACAGGAAUGGGCAUGUCCACUUCAUUGUACCCUUGAUGGUUAGUAGAAUAGAGUUCAUAAUAUAAAUAUAUAUGUUACAUUAAUAUCAAUUGUAUGUCUUAUAUGGAAUGGUAUUAGUGGUUUACUGGUCCCAUCAGGUAAUUUGGCUGAUAUUAAUCAUUAUAUGAUAAUCUGCAUUGGCUGUUCAUGCUGUCUGCAUAACAGUUAAUGUGUUUGUCCUUCCUUCCUAAAACUUGUCAAGCACCUAUAGCCUUGUUACAGCUUGUUUCCAGUGUGUUAUUAACAGUAUACAGUAUUCUUUUUUUUUUUUCAGGUGAUGCUGCUGUUGGACAGGGAGUGAUGUGGUACUUUCUGACAACAAUAAUAUCCAAACUCCAGUUUGGAUUCAGAAUGAAUCUUGGUAAAUGUGCUACUAUUCAGGUUAAUGUCAUGCAUUUUAAAAGUUAAUUGUUUGAUUUUAACCCCUGCUCUGUUGGUACUUACAGGAGGAGUGGGCCAAACUCUGCUAUUUGAAGGUGAGCCUGACCAUCUCGUUCCAGCUGCAUCAGAGGUGCUUAUUGAGAGCAACCUCGUCCGGGUUGCAGGAAGGAUGAUAGCCCACUCCUUUUUGCAUGAGUCCUGCUGUUAUUCAUGUACUGUUCAAUGGGGACCCUGAAAUGGCAACAAUUGUUGUCGAGGACUGUCCUGAUCUGCACAUCAGGAGUAUUAUAACAAUGCUUGAACUUGAAGAACUUACUCAGGAACAGAAGGACACAGUGUCAGAUCUUUCCCUGUCUUGGGAUCUCCCAGCAGUCACUAAAACGAAUCAGAGGUGGCUACAUAACAAACUUCUAGUACACGCGGUCAUCAGGAGGACCAUGCGCCAAAUUAAACAGUUGAGAAAUGGAUUGAAAGAUGUGAUGCUAUGGCCCCUGCUGACAUCUAGGCCAGAUGUUGUCCCACUUCUUUUUCCGAAAAUGGCAGGAAUGCAGUUUGUACCCCAGAUGUUCCUAGACAAAAUCACAUGGCCUGUGGAGGACAGUGAUGAUGAUGAAGAACUUGACAUUGAGUGCAAGUGCCGCAUCACUGGUUUUCUACGGAUGUUCAUUGAAACAGCUUCAUCAGAUACACUGGCCCAGUUUCUGAAAUUCUGGGUCGGCUGGGAAAUGCUCCCUCCAGAACUCAAAGUGGAGUUUUCCGGGGGAACCUUUCCAUCAUCCUCCACAUGCUUUGAAACACUGAAGCUGCCAGCUCAUUACAACACCUACAAAGACUUCGAGGAAGCACUUGUUGCUGCCAUAGACAGUGCACACACUGGAUUUGGUCUUGUUUAAGUAUUUUCAGGCAAUGAUGUUGCUAUGCUUUUAUUCAGUAGAAAAGGUCAAUUUGAGUGAAGUGAGUUCAGUGUUUUUCUAACAUUUAAAAUACAGUGCAGUAUUUUCUUUCCCUGAAAAUGAUACUGCUUUGUUGUUGCUCUUCUGUCAAUUGCUUGAUACUUCAAUGUGCAUCACCUUGCUGUCCUUGCCUGUUGUCAUUGGCUACAUGAGGUUGUUGAAAUAUCUCUAUGCUAGACAAAUUGGUUUUAUUUGCAUUAAAACAGCAUAUUAUUUCAGAUUUUUAUUGACAAAUCAAGUUAACUAAUUCAUGAGUGACAUUUGCACAUGCUAAAUAAAAUAAAAGGCCUGGUUAAGA
This is a messenger RNA of Labrus mixtus (cuckoo wrasse), 2581 nucleotides long. RefSeq lists its product as uncharacterized. NCBI's taxonomy places the organism in Eukaryota, Metazoa, Chordata, Actinopteri, Labriformes, Labridae. The record is from RefSeq and is a predicted model, not a curated record. Bases 1522 to 2223 code for a protein of 233 amino acids. The transcript is spliced from 7 exons. Gene Ontology annotation, molecular function: ubiquitin-protein transferase activity.